This is a messenger RNA of Strongylocentrotus purpuratus (purple sea urchin), 1116 nucleotides long. RefSeq lists its product as uncharacterized. The coding region runs from base 60 to 587 and encodes 175 amino acids. The record is from RefSeq and is a predicted model, not a curated record. The transcript is spliced from 2 exons. NCBI's taxonomy places the organism in Eukaryota, Metazoa, Echinodermata, Echinoidea, Camarodonta, Strongylocentrotidae.
UUCGUUUAUCAUCGACCUGUUGAAUCAGGAGAGUAACGCGUUCACCCAAACCAACAGACAUGAUGUUAGCACCAGCCACAUCGCUUCGUAAGAGAGAGAGACCACCACAGUUUACACUCAAUACAGCCGAUCGUCGAGCCAUGAUCAUCGAACACACCAUGCAGCAACCACCCCCGCCUGAAUAUGCUACCUUUGUCGAAAUGAAGCAUAUGGCGGGAAAAGUGGCCGUUCUUCGAGAAAAAACUUGGGAGCUUUACACCAAACAGAUGACACUGGAGAAGAGUUUUACCAACACAGGAGAUGGUUUCUCACAGGCGAAGUCUCGAGUGAGUAGCUGUCAUUCGUCGAGCGUCAAACUAAAGAAGGAGAAUACUGGUAUUGGACGGGAGGUUGGUGAACUCCGUGGAGGGAUGAGCAGCUUGGCUAAAAGAGCUGAUUCUCUCAACAAACGUCUCGAUGAAAUCGAUCAACUUAUCCUUGUCAGGAAGUCAAGAAAUAGCGAGGAUUUCAAGAGAUUUGCACGGAUUUUCCCGCCAUCUACACAGCGCUUGUCAUUGAGAAGGAAAGUUGGUUCAUUUUAUACGUAAACUCGAGCAGAGUUUAGGGACCAUGAUCUUCUCUCUGUGGAUGCAAAUGAGAGCGGCUAUUUUCACAGCAUUCAGUUCAACCUGACUUUCGAUAAUAGACAAUUAUUGUAAAGGACUGUGUUAUGUCGAUUUUAACUCUGAAAUGCAGUGUGGUCUCGUUCAAGGUAGGCCUAAUGAAUGGAAAGUACACGUUGAGGUCAUGUUUAGAUGUCUGUAUUCGACAGUUGACAGGCUGGAUGCUGUUUCUAUGGCAACGCAUCAAUUUUAUUCUUGCAUCUUCAAGUAUUUUGAGCGGGAAAAAAUUGAAAAAGUGGACAAGGCUUUAGCGUGAAGCUUGGAAGAGACUGAAUCUCGCUAUUUUGUGUUGCGCUUUAUGUUUUAAAAUGUUAUUCUGAUUUUGUAAAUGAAAUGGAAUAUGUUGCUUAUAAUAACAUCGUAUAUAUGUGAUUAUACAUGCGGUAUACGUUUAUAUCAGAAAUGGUAAUUCAAUAUCUUCAUGAGCCAAUAUUUCUAUCAAGAAAUCACAAGU